Messenger RNA from Colletotrichum phormii, 999 nucleotides. RefSeq lists its product as uncharacterized. The transcript is spliced from 4 exons. Gene Ontology annotation, molecular function: oxidoreductase activity. The record is from RefSeq and is a predicted model, not a curated record. Bases 1 to 999 code for a protein of 332 amino acids. Lineage: Eukaryota; Fungi; Ascomycota; Sordariomycetes; Glomerellales; Glomerellaceae.
AUGAGAAAAGAAUGGAGGAAGUUGACUGUCACGGAGAGGAAGUCCUUUAUAACUGCCGUCCAAUGCAUUAUGAACGAGCCGGUGGUGUCGGAUCCUAAGAGAGUACCGAUGGCAAAGUCUCUGUACGACGAUUUUGUAGCCGUCCACUACACCAGCUUUCGCAACACACAUUUGACAGCCUCAUUCUUUGCUUGGCAUCGUUAUUACUUGGCCAGUUUUGAGCAGAGAUUGCGCACACAAUGCAGAUAUAAAGGUGCCCUUCCAUACUGGGAAUGGGGACUCGACAUAAACAACCCAGCCGCCUCACCAGUCUUUGACGGCACUGAGCUUUCGCUGGGAAGCGACGGCGAGUUCAUUCCCCACGAUGGUCUACAACUACGCCAGCCCUUCUCAAACAACACCAUCAAACUUAAGCCCGGUUCCGGAGGCGGGUGCAUCAAGUCAGGCCCCUUCCAGAACAUGACUGUACACAUUGGACCCGCCUCACUUGCGCAAUAUGGCACCACGAAGCCCUUCAAUGUCACGGAUCCCCUCCAAGACCUACCUAGAUGUCUAAAGCGAGACCUGAACAAGGACAUAGCCCAGCGGUUCAACUCGUUCAGAAAUACGACAACUCUCAUCCUCGAACAAACAAGCAUCAAGAACUUCUCUUCGCUAUUACAAGGAGAUGACCGCUUCUUUCCCAACACUUUGGGGAUCCACGGUGGUGGCCACUUCAUCAUUGGCGGGGAUCCAGGGGCAGACGGUGUCAUUGCGCCCGGCGACCCGGCGUUCUGGGUCCACCAGGCCCAGGUCGACCGUGUAUACUGGAUCUGGCAGAACCUGGACUUCAAGAAUCGCCAGGGAGUAUUUGGUACAAUGACCUUGCAGGAUAACCCAAAGAGCCCCGAGGGCAGCGUCGAGGAUGAUAUUGACCUUACGCCUCUCAACACGCCAGUGAAGAUCAAGAACCUGAUGAACACGGUUUCUGGGGCACCGCUUUGCUAUAUGUACGAGUAG